ACUGUCACCUCUCUCCGCAAUAUCCUUUUCAAAAGUCUCUCUCUGCUGCGCUCUCUUCUCUUGCAAUCGCUACUCCAACUCCAAGCAACAAUUCAAUGUCGCCAGCGGCCGCUAAGUGCAGCAAAAUCCGACACAUUGUCCGAAUCCGUCACAUGCUUCUCCGGUGGCGCAGGAAGGCGCGCAUAACGGCUGUUCGAACGCCGUCCGAUGUGCCGGCGGGGCACGUGGCCGUCUGUGUGGGGCCCAGCUGCCGGAGGUUUAUCGUGCGAGCGACCUACCUGAACCACCCGGUCUUCAACAAGCUUCUGGCUCAAGCCGAAGAGGAGUACGGGUUUUGCAAUGAAGGUCCCCUCACGAUCCCUUGCGACGAGUCGAUGUUUGAGGAGGUCCUCCGGGUCGUGUCCCGGUCUGAGUCGGGUCGCUCGUUCCGCUUCUUGAACCUCGAUGAUCUCCAGAGGCGCUGCCACGUGGACGUCCGAAUUAACACUGACUUGGCGGGAGAAUCCUGGCCCUUGCUUCAUGAGGAGCCCAUCUGUUAGAGUUAGAGCUAACCUUGUGAAUUCGAAAUGGCUCGGGUCGGGAUUUGAGAAUCCGACAGAGCAUGACUGACUUUUUUUUUUUUGGGGGGUAAUUUUUGUAUGACCGAUAUAUUUAUUUAUUUUUCAUCGUUCUGGUGAGUUGGUUCAAGAAUCAAGAUAUUUAGUAGUCAGUAGAGUCGGAAGCUGGUUGGGAAAACGAACCGAGUCAUCCCGAGUCGAAACGAGUUGAAGCGGGUGGAUCUCCGUUGAUCUGUAUUGUAAAUUAUGCUAAUUGGUGGCGUCGAUUUGAAUGGAAUAUUAUUAA
Molecule: messenger RNA, 843 nt
Organism: Neltuma alba
Lineage: Eukaryota; Viridiplantae; Streptophyta; Magnoliopsida; Fabales; Fabaceae
Product: auxin-responsive protein SAUR71-like
Exons: 1
Coding region: 96-539 (147 amino acids)
Biological process (GO): response to auxin
Source: RefSeq, a predicted model, not a curated record